Clunio marinus is the source of this 207-nucleotide messenger RNA. The record is from the annotation of a GenBank genome assembly. Lineage: Eukaryota; Metazoa; Arthropoda; Insecta; Diptera; Chironomidae.
AUGAAAAUAUUUCUCUAUUCCCCUUUAGCUCAUUUUCAAAAUAAAUUUCCAAUUAAAGUUUAUCAAGUUCAAGUUAUUCGAGAAAAACACAAGAAAGCUUUAAUGAAAUUUAAAUUGAAAGACUCUCAAAUGAAAUUAAAUCAGAGAAUGAAGAGCUUCACGAUGCAAACGUUCAAAGAAUUUUGCAACUCGAAAGUUUCCAAAUAA